Symphalangus syndactylus (siamang) is the source of this 5634-nucleotide messenger RNA. RefSeq names its product interferon regulatory factor 6 (gene IRF6). Gene Ontology annotation, biological process: regulation of transcription by RNA polymerase II; immune system process. The record is from RefSeq and is a predicted model, not a curated record. Gene Ontology annotation, cellular component: nucleus. Gene Ontology annotation, molecular function: protein binding; RNA polymerase II cis-regulatory region sequence-specific DNA binding; DNA-binding transcription factor activity, RNA polymerase II-specific. Lineage: Eukaryota; Metazoa; Chordata; Mammalia; Primates; Hylobatidae.
UGAAAGCACGGGCGUUGGUUCCCAGGUGUUCUCAGAGCCCUGGAACCUGGGCAGCUGGGCUUCCCGGGUUGCGUGAGUCGGGCCAUGAGCUUUGUGCUUGUGUUUUGGUUAUGGAAAUCAGUCUGCGUAAAUGUGUAGCAGCGGAGAUAGUCGAAUGCAGUGACUUUACAGUAUACUGCAAUAAAAAUAUAAACCAACAUUUAAGGGUGCCUGAACAUCUCGCUUCAUCACCACAACAGUGUACGGGUAGGUCUUGUUAAUAAGCCUGGUGUUGCAGAUGAGGAAACUGGUGCUUAGAAAAGAUAACACGCUAGCGGCCGGGCGCGGUGGCUCACGCCUGUAAUCUCAACACUUUGCGAGGCCGAGACGGGCGGAUCACCUGAGGUCAGGAGUUCGAGACCAGCAUGGCCAAACAUGGCGAAACCUCGUCUCUACUAAAAGUACAAAAAAUAGCUGGGCGUGGUAGCGGGCGCCUGUGAUCCCAGCUACUCAGGAGGUGAGGCAGGAGAAUCGCUUGAACCCGGGACGUGGAGGUUGCAAUGAGCCGAGAUCAUUCCACUGCACUCAAGCCUAUUCCAGCCUGGGCGACAAGAGCGAGACUCCAUCUCAAAAAAAAAAAGAAAGAAAGAAAAGAUAACACGCUAGCAAGAGAAGAGAGAAAAACCUCAACUGAUGCAACCGCAUGCUUUUACCCAUUAGGGUCUGCCGCCUGCGUGUGUUAUAUCAAUCAUGGGGCCCACAAGUCUGAGAUUCCCACCCUCACCCUACUCUCGCGUUUUCUGAAAGUAUUGGAAGAAUCCCUGCAAACAAAUCUGUUCCAGCAUUCCUCAUUUAACAACAGCAGAAACACAUCUACAGAGGUAAAGUGACUACUGAAAUCACCCCAGUCAAUGCUAGAAAAGGCUGUGAAACCCAAUCCAGUGUCUCAUAACUGAACUCGGACAAAAGGGGAUGGAAAAGCUUUUGAAGAAUCUUUGAGCAGUCAAGGGAAAGACAAGCUGACUCUUCAGAUCCCUGCGGACACACUGCCUGCUUUUCCAUAUCAUGGCCCUCCACCCCCGCAGAGUCCGGCUAAAGCCCUGGCUGGUGGCCCAGGUGGAUAGUGGCCUCUACCCUGGGCUCAUCUGGCUACACAGGGACUCUAAACGCUUCCAGAUUCCCUGGAAACAUGCCACCCGGCAUAGCCCUCAACAAGAAGAGGAAAAUACCAUUUUUAAGGCCUGGGCUGUAGAGACAGGGAAGUACCAGGAAGGGGUGGAUGACCCUGACCCAGCUAAAUGGAAGGCCCAGCUACGCUGUGCUCUCAAUAAGAGCAGAGAAUUCAACCUGAUGUAUGAUGGCACCAAGGAGGUGCCCAUGAACCCAGUGAAGAUAUAUCAAGUGUGUGACAUCCCUCAGCCCCAGGGCUCGAUCAUUAACCCAGGAUCCACAGGGUCUGCUCCCUGGGAUGAGAAGGAUAAUGAUGUGGAUGAAGAAGAUGAGGAAGAUGAGCUGGAUCAGUCGCAGCACCAUGUUCCCAUCCAGGACACCUUCCCCUUCCUGAACAUCAAUGGUUCUCCCAUGGCGCCAGCCAGUGUGGGCAAUUGCAGUGUGGGCAACUGCAGCCCGGAGGCAGUGUGGCCCAAAACUGAACCCCUGGAGAUGGAAGUACCCCAGGCACCUAUACAGCCCUUCUAUAGCUCUCCAGAACUGUGGAUCAGCUCUCUCCCAAUGACUGACCUGGACAUCAAGUUUCAGUACCGUGGGAAGGAGUACGGGCAGACCAUGACCGUGAGCAACCCCCAGGGCUGCCGACUCUUCUAUGGGGACCUGGGUCCCAUGCCUGACCAGGAGGAGCUCUUUGGUCCCGUCAGCCUGGAGCAGGUCAAAUUCCCAGGUCCUGAGCAUAUUACCAAUGAGAAGCAGAAGCUGUUCACCAGCAAGCUGCUGGACGUCAUGGACAGAGGACUGAUCCUGGAGGUCAGCGGUCAUGCCAUUUAUGCCAUCAGGCUGUGCCAGUGCAAGGUGUACUGGUCUGGGCCAUGUGCCCCAUCACUUGUUGCUCCCAACCUGAUUGAGAGACAAAAGAAGGUCAAGCUAUUUUGUCUGGAAACAUUCCUUAGCGAUCUCAUUGCCCACCAGAAAGGACAGAUAGAGAAGCAGCCACCGUUCGAGAUCUACUUAUGCUUUGGGGAAGAAUGGCCAGAUGGGAAACCCUUGGAAAGGAAACUCAUCUUGGUUCAGGUCAUUCCAGUAGUGGCUCGGAUGAUCUACGAGAUGUUUUCUGGUGAUUUCACACGGUCCUUUGAUAGUGGCAGUGUCCGCCUGCAGAUCUCAACCCCAGACAUCAAGGAUAACAUCGUUGCUCAGCUGAAGCAGCUGUAUCGCAUCCUUCAAACCCAGGACAGCUGGCAGCCCAUGCAGCCCACCCCCAGCAUGCAACUGCCCCCUGCCCUGCCUCCCCAGUAAUUGUGAAUGCCAUCUUCUUCCUUCUCUUUUUUAUAAUAUUGUACAUAUGGAUUUUUUUUUAUUGUUUAGAUUUAACCAGCUUUUAAAUCUCUCUUUUCUCUAACAGUGUUAGAAGUCUGUGAUUCUCCAAAUAUGCCUAGAUUUAAAGCUGAUUUAAUUUAUGGAAAAAUCACCCUUCAGACUUUGCUUUUCUUUUUCAAAUCUCCUAAUGGUAGUAUGAUAUAGCAUAGUAGAAGGAGAUUUGGUGUGGGAGUUUGGAUACCAAAGUUCUAGCUGCAGCUUUGCUUCCAAUGUGACCUUGAACAAGUCCUUUAACCUCUGGGCUUCAGAUUUAUUGCUUAUAAAGUGAAGAGAUUGGAGUAGUGCCUGAAAUUGCAUCCAGCUUUAAAACGGACUUGAUGACCUUCUUCUACUUGUACAAGGCUAAACUGCCUGGAACAGAAUCUUUCUGCAUUGUUCUUGUACCACAUUUUUCCUUGGUUUUGUUAAAGUUUCCUCAAGCACUGAUUUGUCCAGGAUCAAGCUCUGUUUGACCUGUUCUGCUGGUAUAGUAAGCUGGCUCCCUGAUGGGGGAAGUGAGAGGGAGAGGAGCUGGCUGGCUGGUUGCUUAGAAACUAUGCUUGAUAUCUAAAUAGAAAUGGGUGCCAAAGUCUGAAAGUCACCCAGCCUGUGGAGUGAAAGCUCACAAAUUUGGCUUCUAAAGGGAAGCUGUUGACACAGAAAGCCUAGGGAUUCUGUGGAAGAAUAGGUUGUCAGGCAUUUACCUUAUUACCACUCAAAUACCAGUGUGUUUGUUGGGGGAUGUGGCGGGGAGAGGGGGUAGGUGACAGUAUGUGACUCAGGUGGUAACUUUAAGAGGAAAGAGCUCUACUUUUCUUAUUUUCUUCUCUGAGCUAGACUGAGCUGGGGAUCUAAGAUAUACUUCUCUGACUACAAAAGGGACAGUAUCAUUUAGAUUUUUUGCAGUUGGAAGAAAUGGGCUGUUGAGUGUGUUAAGGCUGGGAUGAAGAAGGGCUGGACAGUACUCUUCUGGAAAGGGUCACCUAGCACAAACCUGCUUGUCUCCCUUACUAGUGGAGGUGUCUGAGUGUGAACAGUGAAGGUAAAGAGUGAUAUAGAACAAUGCAGCUCUAUCUGUCACAAACUGGUCUUAUCUAGAAACAUCUGCUGAGUCUCUAACCCUUUCGGCUUUCUCUUCUUUUUUGAGACAGAGUCUUGCUUUGUUGCCCAGGCUGGAGUGCAGUGGCAAAUCACCACUUACUGCAGCUUUAAGCUUCUGGGCUCAAGCAAUCAUCCUGCCCCAGCCUCCUGAGUAGUUGGGACAACAGUCAUGCACUAUGAUGCUUGGCUAAUUUUUUUUUUUAUUUUUGUAGAGAUGAGGUCUUGCUAUGUUGCCCAGGCUGGUCUUGAACUCCUGGGCUCAAGCAGUCUGGGACCUAAAUGGCAAAUAAGAUGCUAGUCUGUGGUUGCAAGCCCCAGUCCUCUUGAAUAGUGAUGCCUAUCUGUCUGUGUCGAGACGUAGUAAGGAAGCCCAUGUCUAGUCUGGUACCUUUAAACCAGGCCAUCUCCUACUUUUCAAAAUGACUCAAAAGUUGAGCUAGCCUUAUUUUAAAAACUAAAAGUUCAAAAUCAGUGGUGACAUGAGGACUUAUUUAUUUAAUAAGUGCUUAAGCCUUGGUUUUAGCGUUUCUAAGAGACCUAGUGGAAUUUGCUAUUAUGAAAAGCAUUACCCAUGCUAUUAUGAAAAGCAUGAAAAGAUUAAGAAAUCUGGCUAAAGGUCAGGUGCUCAGCUUCGAGGAAAAGUUGGGCUUUUAGGGACCAGGAAGCAUUAAAGGCACAGAAACUUUACAUUUUGGGGUCAUUUUGUUGAGUAGGUGAAGUGAGGGAUUUGGUCUUGGUAUUUGGCUGCCCCAUCUCUAUGUGGGAGCUCAAAGUUAAAAACCCACUGUAGGUAAAUUAGAAGGGCAGCUCUUGAAUCUGGGCCAGUCUGUAUCCCUUCUGUGAAGUGUUAACAGCCAGGCUAUCUGUAGCCUGGGUGGGAGCCCAGAUAAUGUGAGCUGGUAAAAGGUAUUGGAAAAGUGCCAAGAAAUACCAAGCUUUUGGUUUGUAACCACUAUAAAAAGUUUAUGAACAUGUCAGAGGAAAGGAUGAGUGAUUUGUGAGGUCUUAACUAGAUACCCCGGUUUCUUCCUUGUUUUGGCUCCUUUUCAGAAUGCCGGGAGAGUGCAUGCAGGGAUUCCAUCUGAUCACCCUCAGCGCUCUUUCUCUGGUCCUGCUGGAUAGAUUUAGGUUUCCUUUCUUUUUUUAGGGCCUCUGCUAUCUCCUUUGGUGGCUACCACCACUCACUCCCUUGAUAUCUUCUACUCCCUUGCCUUCACCUUGCUUAAGCCUGAGAAGGGAGUUAGAUUUUGUCACUAGCUCUUCUUUUUCCUCACUGUGUACCCCACCAAACAAGAUUAGUUCAAGUUAAAAAGAACCUAUUGGAGGUAAACUGGGAGAGCAAGUGUUGGAUCUGGGCUGGUCCCUUUCCCAUAUAAUUAGGUCCCUGGUUAUAUGUUCCCGUAGCACCCCAUACUUCCUCUCUCAGAAUAAUCAUUUCCCUUGUAAAGCUCAGCAUCCAUAUCCUGCUUGACUGCAAACUUGCUGAAGGUAGGGAUUGUUUGUCUUGGACUUCGCUGCCAGUCCUUAGAACAGUGUCUGGGACACAGUGUGUUCUCAAAUAUUUGUUGCUGGAAUAAAUGAAUGAACUACAUCAGUCUUUUAGGGAUUUAUUGUUAACCACCAUGGGAAAAUUAAAUAAAUGCAGGGAAGGAAAACAUUCUAAAAUUAGACUACUUUCUACUCUCAGCUUCUGACUCCCUCUGAGCUAAGAACCAGACAGCCUUAGGCUGGUAACUCCUAUAGGCUGGUCCUCCUCCCAUGCUGACCCCAUCUUUACUGUACAAUUCACUUUUCACGGUCUGAAGGCACCACCAAGAUAGAUCCAGGAGUGACAACUCCAGUGUAGGUGUCCACUGUUCCCUUAAUCUCUGUCCUGCUCCAAGUAUAAAUAAAUUGGGGCCAUUUCCUUAGAUAUUGGGGUUUUCUCAAGAAAUCCUUUCCCUUCGUGGCAUGGGUCAAAUCGCUGGUAGUUAAAAAGGUGUUAACUCUUAUGUGAAAUAACACUUUUUCUUUGUAAUGACCUGA